Puntigrus tetrazona (Sumatra barb) is the source of this 1068-nucleotide messenger RNA. It is a transcript of the gene pigk, whose product is annotated as phosphatidylinositol glycan anchor biosynthesis, class K. The record is from RefSeq and is a predicted model, not a curated record. Gene Ontology annotation, cellular component: GPI-anchor transamidase complex. Gene Ontology annotation, molecular function: GPI-anchor transamidase activity. Gene Ontology annotation, biological process: attachment of GPI anchor to protein; protein localization to cell surface; proteolysis. NCBI's taxonomy places the organism in Eukaryota, Metazoa, Chordata, Actinopteri, Cypriniformes, Cyprinidae.
AUGACCACGGAAUGGUUUCCUAACAAAGCUGGACAGUUUUUAGCAGUAGUCAUACCAAACAACUGGGCGGUCCUGGUCUGCACGUCUAGAUUCUGGUUUAAUUAUCGGCAUGUGGCAAACACACUGUCAGUAUACAGAAGCGUAAAGAGACUGGGCAUUCCAGACAGUCACAUCGUGCUGAUGCUAGCCGAUGAUAUGGCCUGUAACUAUAGAAACCCCAAACCAGCCACUGUAUUCAGUCAUAAGAACAUGGAGCUGAACGUGUAUGGAGAUGACGUGGAGGUGGAUUACCGUGGAUAUGAGGUCACAGUGGAGAAUUUCCUCACGAGUCCUGACAGGGCGCCUCCCCCAGCACCCCCUCGAUCCAAACGUCUGCUUUCCGAUGACCGCAACAUUCUCAUCUACCUGACAGUCCACGUGUGAAACGGCUUCCUGAAGUUCCAGGACUCGGAGGAGAUCAGCAACAUGGAGCUGGCUGAUGCCUUUGAGCAGAUGUGGCAAAAAGAGAGGUACAACGAGUUGUUGUUCAUCAUAGACACAUGCCAGGGGGCCUCCAUGUACGAGAGGUUUUACUCACCAAACCUCAGCCUGGCCAGCAGCCAAGUGGGAGAGGACUCGCUCUCACACCAGCCAGUUGCAAUAGGGGUCCAUUUGAUGGACAAAGUGCACCUUCUACUUACUGGAGUUCUUGGAGAGAGUUCACCUGCUAGCCAGGCCAGCAUGAGCGAUCUGGUGUGCCCAAAAGGAGUCAGUCGUGUCCUCACCCAAAGGUCACCCGUCACUGACCUGUUCCAGAGGAUCCCGGGCGUUCUCAUCACUGACUUUUUGGAAGUGUCCGCAAGUGGAAUCACCAAGGACACUAUCCAUCCGGCGUCCCUCACGAUAAAGCCGCCAAUACAGAGGUGGGAGCAUGCAAUUGCAGUGCAUCUAUCCCUGCAAAAACUGGCCAAGCCACCAGAGGAAUUGUCCGCCGCCAUCAAAUCCUGUAAGCGUUGUCGCUUUUGCCAAGUUACAGUGCUGCAGUCCAUGCCGCCCUGCCGCAUGAGGCCGCAUACAUGGUGGUUCUGA